AUGGUGAUUGAUGCCCGUGGUCAUCUUCUUGGUCGCCUUGCCUCUAUCGUGGCAAAAACUCUGUUAAAUGGCCAAAAAAUUGUGGUGGUUCGUUGCGAAGAGAUUAACAUAUCCGGUUCUCUAUAUCGCAAUAAGCUUAAGUAUCACGAGUUCCUUCGCAAGCGAAUGAACACCAAUCCCUCACAUGGACCUUACCAUUAUCGGGCUCCAGCAAAAAUUUUCUGGAGAACCGUUAGGGGAAUGUUGCCCCACAAACUCUAUCGAGGUAAGACUGCUCUCGCUAAGCUAAAGUGCUUCGAGGGUAUUCCACCGCCAUACGACAAGAAAAAGCGCGUUGUUGUUCCGUCCGCUCUUCGUGUCUUACGUCUUAAGCAGCGCAGAAAGUUCUGUACCCUUUCCAGACUUUCAUCUGAAGUUGGUUGGAAAUAUGAGAAUGUUAUCAAUAAGAUGGAAGCCCGUCGAAAGGCUCGUGCUGCUGUCUGGCAUAAAAAGAAGAACUUUGACGCUAUUCCCGAUCAAGUUGCUCGCGGCAAAGCUCGUGAAGCCAUCAAACCCUACAACACCAUUCUCAAGAAGUAUGGUUAUUAA
This is a messenger RNA of Rodentolepis nana, 588 nucleotides long. Lineage: Eukaryota; Metazoa; Platyhelminthes; Cestoda; Cyclophyllidea; Hymenolepididae. The record is from the annotation of a GenBank genome assembly.